Molecule: messenger RNA, 1021 nt
Organism: Lucilia sericata (common green bottle fly)
Lineage: Eukaryota; Metazoa; Arthropoda; Insecta; Diptera; Calliphoridae
Product: tyrosine decarboxylase-like
Biological process (GO): amino acid metabolic process
Molecular function (GO): pyridoxal phosphate binding; carboxy-lyase activity
Source: RefSeq, a predicted model, not a curated record
GUCAGCUUCUAACGGUUAACGGAAAUUGGAAACGGAUACGGAGUGUUCAAAAGAAAGGAUUAAUAUACAAUUUACUAUAAGAAUAAUAAAGUAAAAUAAAUUUAUUUUAUUUUUGUUUAAAUAAAAAAAGUCUUUUGAAAAACUCAUCAAUAUGGAUAGCGAUGAGUUUCGUAAACGUGGUGCCGAAAUGGUGGAAUAUAUAUGUCAAUAUCUAGAGACUUUAAAUGAGCGUCGCGUUACACCAAGUGUAGAACCUGGUUAUUUGAGACAUCUACUACCAGCUGAAGCACCCAAGGAACCCGAAGAUUGGGAUAAAAUUAUGCAGGAUGUUGAGGAUAAAAUUAUGCCGGGUGUAACGCAUUGGCAGCAUCCAAGAUUUCAUGCUUACUUUCCGGCUGGCAAUUCAUUUCCUUCUAUAUUGGGUGAUAUGUUGGGUGAUGGUAUAGGUUGUAUAGGAUUUUCAUGGGCCGCUAGUCCUGCUUGUACGGAAUUAGAGACUAUAGUUUUGGAUUGGUUGGGUAAGGCUAUUGGUUUGCCAGAUCACUUUUUGGCUUUAAAGGAGGGUAGUACUGGUGGUGGUGUUAUACAGACUUCUGCCUCUGAAUGUAUAUUGGUCACAAUGUUGGCUGCCCGUGCUCAAGCUUUGAAACGUCUUAAGUCUCAACAUCCUUUUGUAGAGGAAUGUCAGUUGCUAUCGAAAUUAAUGGCUUAUUGCUCCAAAGAAGCUCAUAGUUGUGUGGAAAAAGCGGCCAUGAUAUCAUUUGUUAAGUUGAGAAUUUUAGAACCUGAUGAGAAUGCUAGUUUGAGAGGAGAAACCAUAGCUGAGGCCAUGGAAGAAGAUGAAUUGCAGGGUUUUGUACCCUUUUUUGUUUCCACAACUUUGGGCACUACGGGCUCGUGUGCUUUCGAUAACUUGUAUGAAAUUGGACAAGAAUUACAAAAUUCCCAGGUAUGGUUACACGUGGAUGCCGCCUAUGCUGGUAACUCUUUCAUAUGUCCAGAAUUAAAGCCGUUGUUAAAG